UGUCAUCCACGUGGUCUCGCUACUUCCUGCUUCCGGUCACGUGGUCGCGUGGUAGUCAAGAUGGCGGCCGCCAAGAGGAAACGUGGAGGAGCAGGAGAGGGUCCGAAAAAGAAAGUUAAGUUUGUGGAAAAUGGAGAAAAGGAGAAAAACGACACGACGGAACAGAAGACGAGUGAAGAGAUCACGAUUCCUCGUCCGGUCUCUCAGGGCAAAUGGAAAAACAAGGAACGGGUUUUAGUUUUCUCGUCCCGAGGCAUCAACUUCAGAACGCGGCACCUGAUGCAGGAUCUCAGGACCAUGAUGCCUCACGCCAAAGCAGACACUAAAAUGGACAGGAAAGAUAAGCUGUUUGUGGUGAACGAGGUUUGUGAAAUCAAAAACUGCAACAAGUGCAUAUUCUUCGAAGCGAAGAAGAAGAAGGAUCUGUACAUGUGGAUCUCGAACGUUCCUCACGGACCUUCAGCGAAGUUCCUGGUUCAAAACCUGCACACGCUCGCUGAGCUGAAAAUGACCGGGAAUUGCCUGAAGGGCUCCAGACCGCUUCUCUCAUUCGAUCCCCAAUUCGAUAAGGAGCCUCAUUACGCCCUCCUGAAGGAGCUCUUCAUUCAGACCUUCUCCACGCCGCAGUAUCAUCCCAGGAGCCAGCCGUUUGUAGACCACGUCUUCACUUUCACCAUCGCAGACAACCGAAUCUGGUUCAGAAAUUUUCAGAUUAUCGAGGAGGACGCGUCUCUGGUGGAAAUCGGACCUCGUUUCGUCCUUAAUUUGAUAAAAGUUUUCCAGGGCAGCUUCGGGGGGCCGACUCUUUACGAAAACCCUCAUUUCCAGUCUCCCAAUGCGUAUCGGCGCAUGGUGCGGCUCAACAUGUCGGCUAAACAGAAAGAGAGACAGAUGGUGAAGCAGAUCCGUCUGGAAAAGAGGAACGAGACGAAGGAGGUUGGGACCAAAACAGACGUAACGGACGCCGUUUUCGACACGCCGGCGGAGGAAAAACCCGUACAGGUGGAGCACGAGGCUCCUGAACCGGCGCUCAGCAAGAAGAAGAAGAAGCUGACUGAGCUGAAGAAGAGGAAGCUCCUGAAACGCAAAGGCCUCUGAUGAGACACCUGCAGCCUGUCACUCAUUUCUUUCUCGUUUAUUUUUGUUUUUAUUAUUCAGCUCUGAAAUCUCGUUUUUUCUGGACGAGAUGAAUGAAUUACUUGUGUGUGUAAAAGUGUUAUUCUGAAGAUCACCACCUUUUAUAGGUCUGAAUACAACCUGCGCUGUUCAUUGUACAUGUGUUUGUUACAUUAAACAGGUAUAAACGCCUGGA
This is a messenger RNA of Silurus meridionalis, 1312 nucleotides long. It is a transcript of the gene brix1, whose product is annotated as brix domain containing 2. Lineage: Eukaryota; Metazoa; Chordata; Actinopteri; Siluriformes; Siluridae. The transcript has 10 exons. Gene Ontology annotation, molecular function: rRNA binding. The record is from RefSeq and is a predicted model, not a curated record. Bases 61 to 1098 code for a protein of 345 amino acids. Gene Ontology annotation, biological process: ribosomal large subunit assembly; rRNA processing. Gene Ontology annotation, cellular component: nucleolus.